CGACACCCACCAUCUCCUUUUCUUCCCCCUAUUCUCGUCGCCGCCCGCUCUCUCUCUCUCUCUCUCUUUCCCCCUCUUCUCUUCUCCUCUCUCGUUCUUUGCCCUCCUGAGAGCGGCCGGCCAUCGGCACCGGCCUAGCUCCUGCGGCGAGAUCUACCCGGCGGCGCUGCUCUCCUCGGCGACGAGCCCUCCUCAAGAUCGCAAGGUUUUAUAUGUGUUAAUGGAUAUGGAAUAUGUUGUUUGAUUAAGUAUUGAAGGGUUCUAGAUCUUGUGUAUCUUUAUCAAUUAGCAAAGUUCAAGUUAAAUAAUAAAUAUAGUCUAUAGAAACAAUGGAGAUACAGACUUCGGGGAGACCUAUUGAUACUUUGGUAGAGAAGGUGCUUUGCAUGAAUAUCCUUUCUUCUGAUUAUUUCAAAGAGCUUUACAGAUUGAAAACAUACCAUGAAGUUAUAGAUGAAAUCUAUCAUCAAGUUGAUCAUGUGGAACCAUGGAUGACUGGCAACUGUAGAGGUCCUUCCACAGCAUUUUGUCUUCUCUAUAAAUUUUUUACAAUGAAACUCACUGUCAAACAAAUGCAUGGACUACUGAAACACCCUGAUUCUCCAUAUAUUAGAGCUAUUGGCUUCCUCUACUUGCGAUAUGUGGCAGAUCCAAAAACGUUGUGGACUUGGUAUGAUCCCUAUAUCAAAGAUGAUGAGGAGUUCUCUCCUGGGUCUAAUGGUCGGAUGACAACCAUGGGGGUAUAUGCACGCGAUCUUCUUCUGGGACAGUAUUACUUUGAUACUCUUUUUCCCCGUGUGCCUGUCCCAGUCAUGCGCCAAAUUGUCUCCAAUCUGGAGAAGAUGAAGCUCCCCACCAAGCCCUCUGGGGCUACUGGAGAGUCCAGCCGUCAUGGCUCAGAUGAUACUGCCCGUCGCCCUCCUUCUGUGAAAGCUUCUUUGUCAGUCUCUUUUGGUCAGCGUGCUCCACAUCGUGCGUCCACCAGGGACUCAUCCCCAGUCCGAAGGACCUUACCAACUCUGCAUGAAAGGAGUGACAGCGAGGAUGUUCGAAGAUCAUCCCCGAGUAAUCGUCGUAGUCGCAGUCGUGAAAGACCUGAUCGAGAUCAUUCAGACCGGGACCGGUUUCGGGAGAGGGACCGGGACCGGGACCGGGAACGGGAUCGGAAUCGGUAUCAUGACCGCGAUCGGGAUCGUGACCGGGAACGAGAUAGGAGGCAUGAGUAUGAUCGACGUGGUGAUCGUGACAGUAGAGAUAGGGACUCUCUCCAGUCCAGAUAUUCAGAGAGGGACAGUGGGAGGCGGGAUCAUGAAAGGAGUGUGCGGGACACUGAUCGACACAGGCGUUCAAGCUCUCGUCGGAGUAGAAGCAGGAGCAGGAGCCGAAGUCGGAGCAGGAGCAGGAGUGUGCAAAUCCAUGGUGCAAACUCUGACCAUCGCCCUAGUCCUUUGAGAGAUGGAAGCAAAGAGAAGACAGCUAGUGUCUCAAGCAAUCUGGCGAAGCUGAAGGAUUUAUAUGGUGAUGGUAGUGACAAGCAAAGUGAAGGUACUGAAAGGAUUCGCAGGGAUACUGGCACUGAAGAGGUGAUCAGAUUGGGGGGGUCUUCUUGGAGGUAAAAUGAAAUGCUUUAAUGGAAUGAGCUGGUUUUGUAACAUUAAUCCCUUGGAUGUAUGAUAAUUUUCCCAGUUACAUGUGAAGGACGUAUUUAAAAUUUGAUGGUAGAUUUGCUUCAUUCUGCAUGAUCCACUUAUAUGUUCAAGGUAAAAGGUUCAAGAAGGUACCGGAGUUUCUCAACUUGGAAAAAAGGCUACUGCCCUAGUUAAGGGCAUGAACUUUCAUAUCCUUGUAUCGACCUUCAUAUAUAUAUUUUUUACGGGUGAACAUGAUGUGGCUCAAAGGUAGCUUUUAGAACGGCCUAUUUGCAGGCAUUGGUAUUUCUAUUCAUUGUGGGUACCUCAUUAAGAACAUGUUGCUUUGCUUUAUGCUUCUGCUUGGCAGGCUGGUUCCUGUCACUUGUAACUGUAUAACUGAUGAAUCCUCUCUCAGAUUUUCUUCGCGAACUGUGAUUUUUAACUCCAAUACCAUUGCUAUUAACUUGUUAA
Molecule: messenger RNA, 2102 nt
Organism: Elaeis guineensis (African oil palm)
Lineage: Eukaryota; Viridiplantae; Streptophyta; Magnoliopsida; Arecales; Arecaceae
Product: pre-mRNA splicing factor SR-like 1
Source: RefSeq, a predicted model, not a curated record